UCAACGCAGAGCCUGGUGUGUUUAUAUUUAUGUUUAACAGCAAAACUAUGUCUCUAUUUUUUUUUUUUUUUUUUUUAAUGGAAUAAUAAUCCUGAAAUAGAAACUUUAAAAUUGCAAUAAUAUAAUACAUUAUACACAACUUUACAAUUACAAAACAUCAACAUCAGCUGUUUUGCUGUAUAGGCAGACUGGAAAUUCUUCUGUGAGGUGAAAAAAAUUAGUCCAGCGAUUAUCAUGAAUUCCAGACUGCCAAGUCGUUCACCAUGCAAAUCAACUCUGAUUGAUCAAGGUCCUCCAAAACGAUUCCGUCUAGAGACAGAGAGAAAAGUGCUUGAUGAUGAUGGAAAAGUCAGAAGGUGGACUUUGGGGUCAAAAGACACCAGUAAACAAAACAAAGUUGUUCUCCUGGUGGGAGAGACCGGCGUCGGUAAGACGACUCUCAUCAACACCAUGGUCAACCACUUACUGGGAGUGAAGUUUGAGGAUGAAGAAUGGUAUGAAAUCACAGACGAACCAGCCAGAGAUCAAUCAGAAUCACAAACCUCUGAAAUCACAAUGUAUGAGGUCUUUCCUGAUGAGAGUCCCAUAUCACUCACCAUCAUUGAUACUCCAGGCUACGGAGACACUAGAGGACUGGAAAAAGAUCUGGAAGUUGCUGAGAAUUUAGCCACUCUGUUUCAGAGCAAUGAUGGAGUUCGUGAAAUUGAUGCUGUGUGUUUUGUGAUUCAAGCGGCUAAGAAUCGUCUCUCAGACAGACAGCAUUACAUUAUCAGUUCAGUUCUGUCUUUGUUUGGAAAAGACAUUGUGAACAACAUUGUGUUUUUAAUCACACACUCUGAUGGUCUGCCACCCAAAAAUGUUAUCAGCGCCAUUAAAAAAGCUAAAAUCCCCUGCAAACUAGACGAAAGUGGUCAGCCUGUUCAUUUCUUAUUCAACAAUCGACAGGCUGACGCCCGUCACACUAAAAAACGUCACAUUCGUGCUCAAAGAGACGCCUGGGAAGACAGCAUGGAAGGCAUGAUGGAUUUUCUUCAGUCUCUGGACAAAAGGAACAGAAUAAGUUUAGAGUUGACUUCAGAUGUCCUGAUACAGCGCAUUCGAUUGGAAGCAUUCAUCUGCAACUUGCAGCUGCGAGUUCAAGAAAAGGAGCAGAAAAAAGCUGAAAAACUUCAGAUUCAGGAGGCAAUGAUGCAAAAUAAAGAAAAGAUUGAGGAGUGUAAAAACUUUACCAUCACAAUCCAAAGGAGUGUCAAAGAAAAGGUGCCUAUUGAGAGCAAGUCAUGGAAGCACAGGAAGGCGAUGACCUGCACCAUCUGUGAGGAAAACUGCCAUGAGUUUGACUGCUGGUGGGGUUCAAAUCCCAGCAAAUGCGAAGUGAUGAAAGAUGACUACUGCACUGUGUGCACAGGGAAUUGCCACUACAGCAAACAUGUCAAAGAAAACAAAAAAUACGUCAUCAGAACGUCAAGCGAAACGGUAGAAUAUGACUCUAUUAAAAAGGAAUAUGAAAAAGCCCAGGAACAAACCAAGAGGUUUUUGGUUGUAAUGAAAAACAUUGAAAAAGAUCUGAAGGACCUUGAAACACAAAAGUCAAUUUUUCUGUUCAAUGCUUACAGAACGAUCAGGCAUCUGUCUCAGAUCGCAUUAAAACCAGACUCUGCCUUCACUCUUCAGCAUCUCGACUUCUUCAUCCCCAGAGUGAGGGAGGCUGGGAGAGAAAACUGGGUGCAAGAGCUGGAGGAAAUGAGGAGAAAAGCUGUAGCUGAUGAAGCCAAUAAAGAUGCUCUGAGUUAUCUUAAAGCUGGUCUAGCAAAACUUUUCUUUGGGCAAUGAAAAACUGUGAUUAAACUUUUUUUCUUUAUACUGUUCAUGCUUUUUUAAAAAAUGGUUAUGACAAAUACUGUAGGUGUAUAUGAGCUUUUUCUUUCAGACAAAUACAAUCAAAGUUAUAUUAAAAAAUGUCCUGGCUUUUCCGAGCUUUGUAAUGGCAGUGAAUGUGUGAUAUUCAAUACUUCAACAGAAGCCAAUUAACUGUGUCCAUCCAUCAUAAAAAAAGAACUUACAGUAAAUGCCUCUUGAUAUGAAUUGACAAAGCACUUUUUUUUUUUUUUAAUGAUGAAUGGACAGUUUAUUGGACUUAAAUUGGACCACUGAAUCUCGACUGCAUUGCCCGUAUUGGUGAUCUCACAAAUAAAGGUGUUUCACGAUGCCAUAGGAGAACCUUUUUUGUCUAAAUUGUUCCAUAAAGAACCUUUAACAUCUGAUGAAUCUUUAUGUUUCACAAAAGGUUCUUUGUGGCGAAAGAAGGUUCUUCAGAUCAUAAAAAGUUAAGAAAGAGAUGGUUCUUUAAAGGGGUCAUCGGAUGCUAAGUUCACUUUUUUAUGCUGUUUGAACAUUAAUGUGUGUUGUCAGUGUAUGUACAAAUCUACCCUAUAAUGAUAAAAAUACAUGCAGUGGUUUUUAAUUAAUCUGUAAAAAUUAUAUCCCCUUUUUCAAAUCAAGCCAUUCUCAGAUGCCUGUCGUUGUGGCAUCACACCGACAGAGGCCGCUCCCACAACAGUUGAUUGACAUGAGCGUUUUAGCUCAGAUCAGCUGUCACAGUCCGUCCUCUUUGUUUCGAUGCCGGAGCAGGGAUGUAAAUUAGACAAGAAUAUCACAGAUUGAGCAAUUGAGGUGUUGUGUUGCUGGAUGUAACAAUGAACAUAGUGGUCGUCAUUUACUCCUGACAUCUGAGCCGCUGAAG
Messenger RNA from Labeo rohita (rohu), 2743 nucleotides. RefSeq lists its product as uncharacterized. Lineage: Eukaryota; Metazoa; Chordata; Actinopteri; Cypriniformes; Cyprinidae. The record is from RefSeq and is a predicted model, not a curated record. The transcript is spliced from 2 exons. Bases 235 to 1833 code for a protein of 532 amino acids. Gene Ontology annotation, molecular function: GTP binding.